Phoenix dactylifera (date palm) is the source of this 1513-nucleotide messenger RNA. RefSeq lists its product as uncharacterized. NCBI's taxonomy places the organism in Eukaryota, Viridiplantae, Streptophyta, Magnoliopsida, Arecales, Arecaceae. Gene Ontology annotation, molecular function: protein methylesterase activity. Gene Ontology annotation, biological process: protein demethylation. The record is from RefSeq and is a predicted model, not a curated record.
UAUAAAGGUUCCUCGUACCCCGUUUUCUCUUCCCAUUCUUCCCCCGGCGAGUCUCGCCGAAGCAUUCUUCUCUUCAGAAGCACCGGCAUCGAAGAACCCGGCGUCUUCCGCAGAAAGAACGAAAGACCUUGGCGUCGAACCCCCAAGAAAGAAGCCAUGGAGUCCUCGAACCUUUCGCCGCUUCAAGAAGAGGGUUCCGAAGGACAACCUCCUUCUGCUUUCUCUCCGGAUUCCAUCCCUCCUCGACCAGCAUCUCAGAGUUCACUUGAAAAGUAUUCACGUUUAGAAUGGUCAGAUUAUUUUGACAAAGAAGAAGAUGUAACUAUUCCAGAAACAAAUAAUGUCUUUCAUGUUUACAUGGCUGGAUCAAAGGGGCCAGUUGUUUUUUGCCUACAUGGAGGUGGCUACUCAGGGCUCUCUUUUGCAUUGUCUGCAAGUAAAAUCAAGGAAAGGGCCCAGGUUGUUGCCAUGGACCUGCGAGGGCAUGGAAAGUCAUCCACUGACAAUGAUCUGGACUUAUCUAUUGAAACUCUAUCCAAUGAUGUUUUGGCUGUUUUGAAGACAAUAUAUGGAAAUUCCCCACCUGCAAUUAUACUUGUUGGCCACAGCAUGGGAGGUUCUGUGGCUGUGCAUGUAGCUGCAUCGAAAGCAAUGGCUAAUGUGCACGGCCUUGUUGUUGUUGAUGUUGUUGAGGGCACAGCCAUGGCAUCAUUGGUCCAUAUGCAGAAAAUCCUGUCAAAUCGAAUGCAGUACUUCCCCACCAUCGAGAAAGCAGUUGAGUGGAGUGUCAGAGGAGGCCCAUUAAGAAAUGUUGAAUCUGCCCGUAUAUCUAUCCCAUCAACGUUAAAAUAUGAUAAUGCAAAGAAAUGUUUUACAUAUCGCACUUCUCUGGAAGAAACAGAGAAAUACUGGAAAGGCUGGUAUGAGGGCCUCUCAGAGAAGUUCUUAUCGUGCUCAGUGCCAAAGCUCUUACUAUUAGCAGGAACGGACAGAUUAGACAGACUUCUUACAAUUGGUCAAAUGCAAGGCAAGUUUCAAAUGGUGGUUGUCCGCCACACUGGACAUGCUAUACAGGAAGAUGUCCCUGAGGAAUUUGCUUCGCUUGUACUGAAUUUUAUAUCUCGCAAUCGGAUAGGCCCUCAUGGUGUUGAGAUACCAGCCCUCAUCCAACGACAACAGUAGAGCGAAACUAUUAUUUUUUUCAGCAUAGUGCAUGGGAAUGUCGAGGAGCUCCCAGUUGCUGGAUGAUGAGAUAUGCGCCACUGCAAUUGUUUGUGAAAGUUGAUCCACAUGGAAAGGUUUAUCGGAAUUUAUUUGUAGAAUUUAACAGAAAGGCUAUACUGCAAUUUCUGCAUGCUCAUGAUGCUUAAUGAAAAAGGCAGAAUCUUUUGUUUGUUAAUACCCGCAUGAUUUGAACCAUGUUAUCUUCAUUUCUGGACUGUAGAUGUUUGGAGAGUUUAUAUAAUGAAUCCUGAACUUUCAUUUUCCAUAAAAAAUGAAAACUUAAGAACCA